Molecule: messenger RNA, 8469 nt
Organism: Leishmania major strain Friedlin
Lineage: Eukaryota; Euglenozoa; Kinetoplastea; Trypanosomatida; Trypanosomatidae
Exons: 1
Coding region: 1-8469 (2822 amino acids)
Source: RefSeq, a predicted model, not a curated record
AUGGGGAUCCUUCCCAGCCGCGAGAGCCACGAGUACCCCGGCGCCUUCCACUUCGCGCUGAGCGGCAGUCACGCCAUGGCGAUUCUACCCCUGACGGAGCACUUCUUCCCUUCGGUCGACUCACUCGCCUUCCGGCAGCUCUACGCGGGCCGCGACAUGCAAUCUGCCAAGUACAACUUCUCCCUCAUAUCGCCCGAACUCCUGCGCAAGUACCGGCACCGCUCCAUGGAGCAGAGGCGCGGGAAAGGGAGGGUGGGGGAUGAGGCGAUGGCGCCACCGGCGGGCCGCAAUAAGCCGCAGCCGUACCUUCGACAUGGCCAGCCGCCUGGUGACGACAGUGACGCAGAUGGGAAAUGGAUCGGUGUUGACACCAUCGACGCGAGCAACUACGGACAGUUCUUCAAGGACGACACGCAGUGCGUGUCGCCGAAUGACCCGACGUCGCUGUCCCCGGAUGGUGACGAGGAGGUCUGCGAGGAGUUGCAAUGGCCAAACCCAGUGGCGCACUGGCGCACCCACGACACAGCCAAGCAGCUCAUCCAAGACAGGGAGAACGAGCUGGGCUUCACCGAUGAGCUCAAUUAUGUGAGCUUAGAUGGAAAGGGAGGGGGGCUGCGCUGCCUGCCAUCGUCGCUGUCGCUGCCGUGCUCCUCCGGCCAGUGUCCGCGGUACGGGCAGACGCACAACGCCUCCACGGAGGCAGGGACUGACAGCACGGCUGCGACGGCGCACUUCACUGCCGAGGAGCGCGACUUGGUGAAUCGGUUUUUCGCACGCAGUCCAGAGGCGCUGUACAACGCGCUCGUCGUGGAGCCGAAUAAAGGCUUCCUCGUUGACACAAACAAGGAGAUGUGCCGCUUGUACGCAGCGGAGCAGCGCUGGAAGGAGGCGCGUAACGUUGUGCGCGCCUACCGGCGCCAGUGCAAACAAGAUGCCGCUGCCGGCGACGCAGCCCAGCCGGCGGCUGGCGAGUCCCCCAACGCACCAAAGGGCGAGCCGCAGCGGCGCAUUACAAAGGAGGAGGCUGAGAAGGCGGCCACGGUUCCGCCACCACCGGUAUUUCUGCGGCCGGUGCCUCAAGUGAUCAUGGUUCGCAUGAGCCGUGAAGAAGAGGAGGCGACGCGCGCGGCGUACCUCGCAGAGCAACAGCGGCUGCAUAGUCGCUCGGGGCAGUCGCAACAAAGCCAGUCCGGCGGCGGCGAUGACGCUGCUGCCUCGAUGUCGACCUCCGCCGCUGCGGCAGGGGCCGCCGAGGGAAGUGAUGUCCUCCGCCCACUCUUGAUGAAGCCGGUCUCUCACCUGCACGUGCCGACGACGCGCUAUCACAGCUUCGAGGACGACCCCAAGUAUAAGGAUGGCCGCAUCCACCUCGUCGAGGAGGAUGGCGUGCUGUACAUGUUCGCCUACAACACCGCCUACGUCGACCCGCGUCUGCGCAUGAGGCAGCAGAGAGAGGAGCUGCUGAAGCAGCAGCGCCAAGGAAAGGAGCGCGAACAACAGGAAAGCCAGGGGGGAAGCUUGGAGCGCGGCGAAGCCUGCCGGUCACCUUCCAGCACGGGGGCUGCAGUCGCCGGCACCGCUGCGAACGUGACCGCCAGUGGAACCACAGCAAGCUCACCAGGGAGCUGUAGCACCGAGCGUAACGCCGCUGCCUCACCCACGACGGACAGUGGCAGCGGCGACGGCGACGGCGCGCUGUGUCACGCGAGCCGGCAGACCUCAUCCUUCUACCACACGGUCUCCGCCUUCGGUAACGAGGAGGACGAGGUGGGCCUCGAAGAACACGGGUCCCAGUCUAAAAAGGCCAAGGGUGCCAGCCCGAGGCGCGUGAGCUCCACGGAGGGCUCUCCAGUCGUGGCGGAUACCACCUCCGCGGUCGCUGCGACGCGGACAGAGAACACCGCGGAGGAGGCGGACGAAGAGGAAGACACAACGCUGUCGUCCGCCCCUAGGGAACCAGGAGGGCACCAGCGGCGGCAGAGCGCCAUCCUGGCCGACAGCAGCGCGUUGCUGCAGCGCUCCGACGGAAAGCCGAGCACCUCCAGCGACGACGACGACGACGAAGACGGUGACGAACAGCGCAAAGGCGGGUCAGCCUCGGCGUGCAGCGUCGGCAUGACCGCAACCACCGUCAAUGGGGUGACGUCAGCGGCAAUGAGGGAGAAGCGGGCGCGCGUGGUGCAGCAGCUGGAGCUUGUCACGGCUGCCCCUUUCAUCCUCCCCAUUUGCCCAGUGCGCAUUGUCGGCUGCAACGGCUACGCCGAGUCUAGCUGCCGCGGUACGCCGUGGCUGCGCGGCUACGAGGACGAACCCGAGGAGGACGCCUACGUGGAGUCGCUGCCGGUGAAGCCGCCGAUCAUGUCCGGUGGCGGUUUCAUCGACGCCAACAUUGGUGACAAAAUUCUUAGCCGCGCCUACCUGCUUGGCUUCCAGGUGUACCGGAACGUCUGCCUCGACGCCGGGCUGCCGAAGACGCUGACGCGGCCUUUCUGGACACUGGGCUUGCUGUCGAACAUUCCGCUGCUGCAGAUCUCGCGUGAGAUGCGCUUCCGCAUGCGGGCGGCUGCCGCCGAGGUGGAGCUCGGCUACCGAGGCCUGCGCGACAUGAUCAAGGGCACAGAGAACGACCUUCAGUCCUACAUCUACGGCUUUUUGGACAUCCUGCCAUACCUCCAGCGGGUCUCGCGCGUGCGUGUCAAGCUGGCAGAGGCGGAGGCGAAAGCAGCAGCAGCCGCAGAGGGCGGUGACGGGGCGGCAAGCUCGUCGUUGCUCCCCAUUGGGCACGGCGCCUCGGAAACACCGGAGGAAGAGGCCCAAGAGAGCCAGAGCCUGCAGGUCCCGCCCGCCAUCCCGACCCGAUCCUCUCAAUCGGCCGUACAGCACAACCUGCUCUUCCCACUCAACGAGAUGGAGUUCUACACGCAGUUCACGAUCCGCGGCAACCAGUCCCUCUCCCGCGUCCGCUGUGAGGCGCAGGAAUCGUUCUUUCACCUGAUCGCCGAGGCGACCGCCCCGGUGUCGACGUCGCUCUUUAUGAAGCCGCUGGAGCUGUCCACGUACGACUACGGUGGCGCCGUCCGGCUGCACCUCCUGUGCAACCGCGUGACGGGCGCGGACGAGCUGCAGGUGCUGCCGCCGCCGCGCAAUCUCGACCAGCUCCUCUCCUAUCAUCGGCGGCGACUGCAGCUGCGGCGUCAGCCCCCCGCGUCAGCGGACGGCAACGCGGCCGCCGCGGCACCGCCUUAUCUCGUUUAUGCGGUCGUGCACCCAUCUGGCAAGGCGCGAGGGCCCUCGUUGGAGCACUACAAGAAAAAUCUGCAGGCCCCCGAAGACGGUGCCGACGCGAACACGCUGGACGAGGCGGAGGCAGCCGCGGCUGCCACCGACGGCACCGGCGGCGACAGACAGUAUGCGGCGCACCAGUACACAUACCCACCGGGCUCCUUUGUUGACAGCGACAUGGUCAUCUACAAUGUCCACAAGGGCCGCUGGGAGCACUUCGAGUACUUCCAUCACCAGCAGCUGGCGCAGCGGCGCGCGCGCAAGCUGCAGGCGCAGGCGGAGACGGCGGUGGGUGAGCCGGACGGCAACAAGACGCCGGCGCAGAGCAACAAGGACACCGCCGAUGCCGCUGCGGCGAAGCAGGCUGCCGAGAGCGGGGAGGCCUGUCGAGGCGCCUUGGUCCCGACCAGAGGCGGUGGCUUCAAUGCCAAUGAUGACGACGAUGAGCAGGAUAUCCACCUCGAGGACAUUCUGCUCUGCUGGAUCAAGCGCCGCCUGCAGAGCGCCACGAUGCGCAACCGCACUGACCCGGGGUGGCUGCGCGACAGCGAGGGGCACAUUGUGCAGGAGGGCCGCUACUACAUCUGGGGCUUCGAACAAGAUGGACAGCAGUAUUUCUACGGUCUGAUCCCAAAGUUUGCCAAGGAAAAGAAGAACAAGCGGCACAACACGGUUGGUGGCAACGCGCACAGUCAACAUCAUCAGGACAACCACACCCGCCGCAUCACCGCGCACGGCAGUGUGGGCGGGCCGUCGAGUGCUUUGAACAGUCACAGUCGACCUCAAAUCGGCAGCAGCAGCAGCGGCGGCGGCGGCGGCAGCGCUCGUGACCGCCACGGCACACUACCCGAAACCCUCGCUCCUGCCUCACAACAGGGCCCCGUCAGCGGCUCGAUAAACGGGCAGCCGACUGAUGGACGCGGUAGUGGCAGGAUGGAGAACACGGAGGUGCGAUCUGGACCGGCGUCCGCUGGCGAAAGUGCCAAAGACCACCCGGCGAUGGCGCCGGCCGUGUCGCUGACCGACGUCAAGGGUGGUGCAGGCAGCGGACUCGACACACGCGCUGACGCGCCGCUGAACGCCGCCUGCCCAGACUCGCAUUCCAGGCGACAGCACCAGCAGCAGCAGCAGCAGCAGCACCCGCGAUCACCCGGUGCCGUGGGCGGGGGUGGUGGUCGCGGGACCACCUCGUCUAGCAGCGCUGCAGCAAGCGCCAACACUGCCGGCGCGAACCGCUUGAGCAACCCGAGCAACGCCACCAGUGGUGCUCGCCUACCCGCACAGACAAGCAGCGCACCCCGCGCUGGCGCUAGUGAGAAGUCAUCGCCGCCUACGUUGUCGUCCCCUGCGGCAGCCUCGGCGUCUUCGUCCACCUCAUCCCCUGUCGCAGCGUCAACGGCGCCUCCAGCCUUCGCCUACAACACUCCAGGUGUCGCCAGCCGACGCGCUGCAGGUUCUCGCGGAGCCGCGUCACCACCACCAUCGGCGCCCGCAGCGUUGGUGAUUCCAAAGGAAUCGGAGGCAGCACUAGCCGGAAGAUCAGGCGCGGCGGCAGUAGGACGCGGUGGCCCAUCCCUUGCUGGCGUUUCCCUAGCACAAUCACCGCCGUUGUCCGUGGUCCUUGGAGGAGCUGCAGCCGAGGCAGCCUCAUCGUCCUCCAACCCCCGCACACUUCCGCAACGCCAGGACGGUGUGAGCCGCAUCAGCGGCCGAGACAAUGUCUCGCGUGGGCAGCAGUUCAGCAGCUCGGCUACUACAACGGCGCAGUUCAGCCGCCAGUCCGCCACUGCACCGGCCGCGGCCUCUUACACGUCCGCCGAGGAGGUCGGGUACCGUCAAGGACGCGGAGAGCGGCGAGGCAACGGAGCAGAAUCGGCGUAUGCGUCGCCACACUCACAGCAGCGUCAGCAGCAGCAGCAGCAGCAAGGUUGUCGCAUCAGCGACCCCGGCGCAGUGGUCUUGGGAUAUAAAGGAGCUCUGCAGAACCGCUACCAUGCGCCGCCGCACCAGCACGAGUACAUGCAAGCGCCCUCAUCCGCAGCAUACGACAACAGCAGCAAUGCCACCAAUUACGGUGGCGGCAGUCGUGCUAACAGGUACGCUGCGACGUCACACACAUCGGGACACAGCUACUCGGACGUGCCCCCUCCUCCUCCUCCCCCCCAGUCACCGCCACCGCCGCCGCCACUUCUCCCUGCCGGCGCGGAGAACGCGGCGUAUGAGCAGUCACAUGAAGGCUACCCUGCUCCUGUAGAGCAGCAGCACCAUCAGCAUCAGCAGCAACAGCAGCCUUCCGACUCUCCACCACCGCCGCUACACCUCCAUCCACCCACCGUGUAUAUGAACACGGGUGCCGGGCAGGCAAGCCAGCGCCCUACGUUGGUGCUCGCCGGGCCACGAGUGCCGUCUCCUCGUCACGCUCAACAGCAACCGCAGCAGCAGCAGCAGCAGCAGCAGUAUGCCUCCUACAACACAAGGCCCCACCAGCCGCAGCAGCACGUGUCUCACCAGCCGUCCUACAAAACGCAGCCGGCUAUGGCAAAGGCCGUCAGCGGUGCCAGGGUGCAGCCGCCGGAAAUGGCGCCUGGCCCCUACCACCACCACACCCAGCAGAUGGUGAUGGCCAUGUCUGCGCCGAACGUUGGCCCCGCUGCCCCGCCCCCGCCGCUGGUGCAGGCCAACGCCGCUAUGAACACGAGUUCCUCUCGCUAUGCACCGCACCCUCGGAUGGUGGCCAGUGGCGCCGGAGCGGCGCCGAUGCAGGAGCAGCAGCAACUGGCGCCGGUGACGGUCGUCUCAGUCGCACCUCCCUCUGCGCUGGCUGGGGGCAAUAGCAUGUACUUGGACGUGUCGGCUGCCUCCGUGGCGCCGUCAGGUUCGCGGUCCGCGUCUUAUUACCCCACGAGUCCCUCGCAGGUGUCCUACGGUACGUCGUCACAGACGGCGACAGCCGCCAUGCACCCUGCAGGCCCGCAGGGCAACGCUGCGUCUCCUCAUACCGGCUCUGGCCCUCCGGUGCUGCCGCCGCUAAAGCAGCAGCAGCAGCCAGCGUACCCUCCAUCAGCGAUGGUGGACGCCAGCACCGCAGGUGGGCAAGGAAGUGUCGCCAACCGCUGCUACCUGCAGCAGAAGAAGCCACAAUCACCUCCGAGUGGCCCAGCGUCGGCAGCCCCAGGAGGCGCGCGCUACGGCCAGAUGACGUCACCCACUUCGCAGCAGCAUGCCUAUCAGCAGCAGAUGGGGACACGCAACGCCAGCUAUGAUGAAAGAAGCAGUGGUCAUAAUUACGGCACCUACGCCGCGUCCACCGCCAAUCCGAACGCCAACAGCAGCUUCAACCGCGUGGGGCUCUCACUGUCAGCGUCGGCGGCAACGGUGAAAGCAGUCACAGGCGUCGCUGGAACCUCAAUGCUCAUGAGCAAUACCUCCGCGUCUCUGCCGUCUACCGGCAGUGGCAUGGGGCGAGGCACGCACGGCUACGCGCCGCAACCGUCAGGGUACCCUACGAGCGGCAGCACUAGCUUUACGGCGACCCCAGUAGUGGCAAUGGCGGCAGGAGCGACCGCACCGGCAUCAUCCACGAUGUCUGGCGCGGAAGGCAGCGCAGUCAACGCCUUCCCCUCGUACCAGGCCUCGCCGCAUCCACAGCAACAACAACACCAACAGCCGUCACCCCAGCAGCAUCAACAGCAGCAGCAGCAAGCGAGCGUCGGUGGCAGGACCGCAGGAGUUCCCUCGCCGGCCCCACACCAGUAUCGCACCACACCCACUGCCGAGCAGCAGCAGCAACAGCAGCGGGAUUCGAGGUAUCCACUUCAAGUGAUGACGCAGUCGUAUAGCAACGACUACAACGUCAACGGCGGCGUGCCUGCCAUGACAACUGGUGGGAGGGCUUCGAGAGGUGUGGCGGUGGACAAUGAUGUUUUGGAGAGCAGUAGCUACGAUGACGCCGUGAUGCAUGGCAGUCGAGGCGCUCAAGCGGCAGCUGGUGAAUACCAGUUGUCAUACCAGCAGCAGCAGCAGCAGUACCAGCAGCCGUAUCCACAAUGGCAGCAGCAGCAGCAGCACUCCACAUCGGCCUCCUCCCAGCCAUCGUCGUGCGCGCCUACGCCGCUUCCUGUUCAGCAGCAGUACCAGCAGCAGUAUGCGACACAGGCAGGUAAUGGCAGCGACAGCAACGGCAGUAGAGUCCACACCCAUACGCAGGCGAGCCGCGCCAGUGCCACAGGAAACAUGAACGCCCCCUCAGCGUACGCGCACGAGCAGCAAACAUCACCGUACCCGCAGCACGCAGGGGCACCGCCCGCGUCUCCGGCAGCAGCUGCUGGCGAUGGUAGUGAUCGCGGUGCAGCAGCCGCUGUGACACCACCGGCUGCCGUCGCGCACUUGUCUACCCCCAUGCAGAGUGCCAACUCGCUCAACAGCAACGUCGCCGCCAUGACGUCUGCCGGCUCUUGUGAAUCCACGCAGGCGUCAUCCGCUGCAGCGCAGCUGAAGCGUAGCAGUGACAGCUACGGGUACCGUUCCUCACGGUCUGGACCCACCUCGCCGUACUUACAGGCGUCGCCGCAGCAGCAACAGGAGCAGCAAGAACCUCAGCGGUAUUUGCAGCAGAACCAGUACCCCCAGCAGCAACAGCAACUACAGCAGCAGCAGCGCUCUGCUACUCGGACCACCGCCGCAGCCGGCCCUUUCCCCCGUGGUGCAGGUGGUGGUCUUCGACCAAAGGCAAUGAUGAGCGCUGGUGGGGCCCCAUCCGCGUCCCUCCAUCACGCAUACACGCUUCACCACCACCCGCAGCAGCAGCAGCAAAGAGCCACUCAUUCGUCCCCUGCGCCGGGCGGGUACUACCAGCAGCAAGUUCUAGCGCACCCACAGCAACAGCAGCAGCUGUCCGUAGCAUCGCAGCGGCUAACCGCGACACCGAACGCCAGCGGCACGCUGCUCCGUGUCUCGCCUGGGUCGCAGCAGCGCUACAACCAGCAGUAUCAACGACAGCAGCAGCAGAAGCCAACGUCUCCGUACACCUCUACGAAGGAAGAAGUGGAAGGGCAGAUGCAGACGAGCGGCAACUACAACAAUCACAACCUGUACAACAGCAACGUGGGCGUCGCGGAGGCCUCAUACGAGUCGAGCAACAACACGACGGCCCAGCGCUUCGCACACAACCCCUACGCGAUGCAGUAG